Corythoichthys intestinalis (scribbled pipefish) is the source of this 2369-nucleotide messenger RNA. It is a transcript of the gene g3bp1, whose product is annotated as GTPase activating protein (SH3 domain) binding protein 1. Gene Ontology annotation, cellular component: cytosol; ribonucleoprotein complex. The record is from RefSeq and is a predicted model, not a curated record. The transcript is spliced from 12 exons. Gene Ontology annotation, molecular function: mRNA binding. Bases 173 to 1654 code for a protein of 493 amino acids. Lineage: Eukaryota; Metazoa; Chordata; Actinopteri; Syngnathiformes; Syngnathidae.
UGCCCAGAACGGGGCGGGACUCCAGAUAGAGCUGCGCACUGCUGAAACCGGUAAGCGAGCACGUUGUCAAAGUGCUUGUGUUUCACUCUCAUUCAAAGACCACUUUUUUAUUCUACAAAAGCAACUGGAACCAGGGAAUAUCGACCCCCGAACGAGUACAGAAGACGAAGAAAUGGUGAUGGAGAAGCCAAGUGCCCAGCUGGUCGGGCGAGAGUUUGUCCGACAGUACUACACACUGCUCAACCAGGCGCCCGACUAUCUGCACAGGUUCUACGGAAAGAAUUCGUCGUACGUCCACGGGGGGCUGGACACCAGCGGGAAGCCCAUGGAGGCAGUCUACGGACAGUCGGACAUCCACAAUCGCGUGAUGGCGCUCAACUUCCGUGACUGCCACACAAAGAUCCGCCACGUGGACGCCCACGCCACCCUUAACGAGGGCGUGGUGGUGCAGGUCAUGGGUGAACUCUCCAACAACAUGCAGCCUAUGCGGAAGUUCAUGCAGACUUUCGUACUCGCCCCUGAGGGCACGGUGGCAAACAAGUUUUACGUCCACAACGAUGUCUUCCGCUACCAGGAUGAGGUUUUUGCCGAUUCUGACUCGGAACCACCUGAAGAGUCUGACGAUGAGGUGGAGGAGAUUGAGGAACGAGUUCCCUCCCCGGACGUCAUGGCCGAAGAGUCCGUCCCUGCUUUCUAUCAACCCGCAUCUAUUACUGAAGUACCACACCCUGCUGACGAAGAAAAAGCGGCGCCGGCGGCCAGUCCGGAGCCAGAACCCGAAGCGGAGAACGAAACGGGCGCGGUCACCGCUCCUGAGCCAAAAUCCGCCGCACCGGAAACUCAAAGCGCCGCGCACACGCAGUCCUCAGACGAGCCGGCCGAUAAGAACCUCGCCUCAUCCGCGGAAGUCGGCGAAACGGCGCCCGCCGCACCGGAGGAGAACAGGCCGUUCUCGUGGGCUUUGGUAACCAGCAAGAACCUCCCGCCCAGCGGGGCCGUGACGGCGUCGGGUGUGACGCCGCAUGUCGUCAAAGCUGUACCCGCAGCCCCGCCUCGCGUGGAUGUGAAGUCAGAGUCACAGUCAGUGUCGCAGAGACCGCCGCAGCGUGACCCCCGACCCCGAGAGCAGCGGCCAGGGGCCCCGCCCCCCGCGCACAGAGGCCAACGCCCCGUCCGGGAAGGUGAGCAGGGCGAGGUGGAAGUCAGGCGGACGGUGCGUUACCCGGACGCCCAUCAGCUGUUCGUUGGGAACGUUCCGCACGCCGUCGACAAGAGUGAACUCAAGGAGUUCUUUGAGCAAUACGGGACAGUGCUGGAGCUGCGGAUCAACAGCGGAGGAAAGCUUCCCAACUUCGGCUUCGUGGUGUUCGACGACUCCGAUCCUGUCCAGAAGAUACUCAACAGUCGGCCCAUCAAGUUGCGCGGCGAAGUGCGGCUCAACGUGGAGGAGAAGAAGACGCGCUUGGCCCGGGAAGGCGAGCGGCGGGACAUGCGGCCUCGCGGACCCGGCGGUCCCAGGGAGCGCAUCGGCGGUCCCAGGGGCCCGCCCGGCGCCGCCCGCGGGGGUGCCGUCCAAAAGCCUAGCUUCGGUUCCGGCCGUGGCGGCGCGGCGGCGGCGCCCGGAGAGACCCGCUACUCGGCGCAGCGCCCGUGAGCCUCGACCACCGGACUCGACCAAAUUGACGUCUUCGGAUUUAGUUUAGUUUGCAGCUUUUGGUCGCGUCACUGUUUGGCCCUCGCGCUCGCCGCCAUCUCCAUUCCCGGAUGUCUGUUUUCUCUGUAUUUUUUUGUUUUGUUUUGUUUUUAUCUCCCCAACGGACUGGAAGUGGCAAGUGGACUGGUGUACUUGAAUCUCCCGCCCGUUCUGUUCCUUAAAGGAACGCGUCUUCUUAGCUGGCUCGGUGCUACUCUGGGCCCGCCCACCAUGCAAAUAAAUUAAAGUCCAUUUCCUCUUUUAAAAAAAACUGUUUGGCUAAUUUACUCACACUGGACAAACUUGGGAGGUUUUAGGCUAGCACAACUUCAAGGGACAAAUACAGGUUGUCACAGCUUACGAACGAGUUCCGUUCCUACACUGGCGACAUCACCCGGACUUCCGCGUAAGUUGGAAUGAACCCUUCAAGUACCCCUAAAUACCCCCUAUAUGUCAAAAUACAGUGACUAUCCAACAGUGUGUAUUUUACGUCAUGUUUUUAAAAAAGAUGCCAUUACUGUUUCACAAAAACAACAGUUAACACACCAAAAAAAAAACAAUAAAAAUGCUAAAUACAUAUGCAAAUACACAAAGCCACAAGGACACACACUAAAGAAAAAACUAGGGGUGUGAUAUUAUAUCGAAAAGGUUGUAUAUUGCAAUACUUUGUAGCCCA